AUGUGUCAACACGACACACCUCGUCUCAGGCUGGAUACCCUGUGGGAGGAGGUGGUUCAUGAGCGAGACAUCGCCCUGUUGCGGGAGGAUGAGGUAACUGAUGAGGCCCUUAAGAAACAUCAAAUCCAGCGUAUCCAGUGUGACUUUGAGAGACUUGACGAUGAACGUGCGAACCUGAGUCUAAAACCGCCUAUUCUUUUUCAUCCACCCCCCGCUGAAGUACUUGAACGCCAUCCCGUGGACGUGGAGGCGAUCGGUAAUGCCCGAGAACAAGAAGAACACAUGCAAUUUCGAGACUACAACCCCCCUACAGACCCUGAAGAGUUUGAUCGUGGUUAUUGGACCCCUGUGCACUGUGCAAGAGAGGUCUCUCAGUACCUUAAGGCUCUGGUCUUUGGUUUUCCAAGGAUUGAUGUACCACAAACCCUUGUUGAAAAGUGCAAGAUGACUUCAGUCAGCCUCCCGAACCCUCUUCUGUCCGUGAUUAGAGGAUUGGAUGGCUAUAUUCCCGAGCACCACAAGCAGUACUGGGCCACUACACUGGUGUUAGAAUAUGAGAUGGAGAAUGACAUGCUCGUUCACCCUCAUGUUAUUCUUAUGACAGUGCAAUCUUGCAAUGGCAAAGAUGGUUCCAUGUUACUUGGAGUGCUAGCCCCGAUCAUCGCAGCAAUGCGAAAUCGUGCCAACCAACCCAAGGUCGAUGAGGACGGAGAAGAGCUUCUCCCCCGACAACUGGAAUUCGAGAAAGAAGAGAGAUUUCCAGUCUUAAUGGUCUCUCUCUUGGGCCCUCAGCAUGGACGGCUGUUCUACGUUUGUAUGGAUGGUGGAAACUUGAUGAUCAGACAAUCGGAUCUUUUUUUAGUUUUGAAAGAAAGGACAGCGCGCCCUGGGACUUAUUCUUGCGAGUGA
Molecule: messenger RNA, 909 nt
Organism: Rasamsonia emersonii CBS 393.64
Lineage: Eukaryota; Fungi; Ascomycota; Eurotiomycetes; Eurotiales; Trichocomaceae
Exons: 3
Coding region: 1-909 (302 amino acids)
Source: RefSeq, a predicted model, not a curated record